GGGCGCGGCGGGGGGCGGCGAGCGGGGCGGCCGGCUGCGCCCCGGGGUGCCGCGGCGGCCGCGUGCGUGCCUCCCCGUGUGAGGGGGAGCCCCUCUCCCCGCAGCAGGCGCGGGGGGCAGCUGCUCUGCGGAGGAAGUUUAUUUUGCCCGUCCUCCCCCGCGGCUCUCUCCCGUCACUCGCAGUAGGGAAGGGGUGAAACCUCCCGCGACUCACAGGAACUUGCCGCUUCGGAGGGGAGCGGGGUGCGCGGCUUCCCGUCGCGGGGCAGAGGCGGCUUCUCUCACCCCCUCCCCCAGGGCGGACGCACGGUCCCUGGCGGGGGGGGGGCGGGUGGCAAGGAAAAAAAAAAAGAAUUGGAGGGAUCCAUAGACGCGACGUGGCUGCGGGAUUUCCACCGCCGCGACCCCCGGCCAUGAGAGCCGCGCCGCCCCCGCCACGCUGGGGGUUUCGGGGGCUGCUUCCCGGGCUGGGCGUGCGGCCGCUUCAGCCGGUGCCGCCCGCCAGCUGGAAGCGCCGGUUACACCUUGGGUCGCGGCCGUGCCUCGCUUCCCGCGGCGCGGCGGGGAGGCGCCCCCCGCUGCCUGUCAGGGCCGCGGCGCCGCCGGGCAGCGGGCCCGGGCCCCGGGCAGGGAUGCCGGCGGCGGCUCGUCUGCGCCGUCGCUGCCUUCCCCGGAAGGUUCAGCCUGGGCGGGAGACGCCGCGCUGAGGAGCGGCGGGGAAAUGGCGCCUGGAGCUGAGGGGCCGGCGGCCGGGCUGGGGGCCGAGCCCGCCCUCCCGAGCCGGGGAGCUCCUCGGCGGCGCGGGGCCGGGGCCAGAGACCCUCCUCGGGAGCCGCCGUCUGCCCCUCGGCGAGGAGCCCCAGGCCCUCGCCCUCCCGCAGCGUGCGGUCAGGGAAGUGGGUGUAACGCGGCCAGUCGAUUUACCGGGUGCCGUGGGUUCACGUGCUCACCGCUGCAGCCCUUACUUUGGAGAAAACGACAAACAAACAAAAAACCCCCUGUUCUGAACGUUUUGGCUGCUUUUUCGUGUUUGUGUACGGCCGCCGAGUCGCCAGGAACGCCUUCGCAGACGCCCUCGGACUAGGUGAAGUUGCAAACGCGUCGCUGCUCGCUGCCGCCCGGGAAGGGGCGCGCGGGCUUGCUGCCGGCCUGGAGCGGGACGGCGGUGAGAGUCCCGCGGGGACUGGCGGGGCGGGCGCGGGACUGCCAGCAGCCCGGGGGCCGGAGCCACCCCUCUGGUGUUUGCAGGGUGCUUCACACCGUGGGAGCUCACGUUCGUGACUGGCACAUUUGAAAUGCCUCUGUGAAUGAAUCAAAGAACCUGUGUGUGACAUCGUCAUGAAUGAGAGAAGAAAGUAAUACAGUAUUGGAUGUGCCUGUUUGCUGCCACUGUUUAGAGAGAAAAUGAUGCAUUAUGGGGAAUCAGUCGCAAGGAGUGAAUGAGAUGAACUGUUUGGGUUAUAGUAUCUGAAAGGCUAAAUUAUUCUCUUGAAGAGAUGUUCUAAAUGAGCCUGACCGAGAUCCUGGAUCUGUGUGAAGAGGACUAAGGAUAUAGGAUGUCAACUGAGACAGAACUUCAAGUGGCUGUUAAAACCAGCACAAAGAAAGACUCCAAAAAGAAAGGUCAGGAUCGCAGUGAAGCCACUUUAAUAAAGAGGUUUAAAGGUGACGGUGUCCGAUACAAAGCAAAACUGAUUGGUAUAGAUGAGGUUUCUGCCGCACGAGGAGACAAGUUAUGCCAAGACUCCAUGAUGAAGCUCAAGGGAAUUGUUGCUGCGGCUCGUUCGAAAGGAGAACAUAAACAAAAAAUCUUCUUAACAGUCUCCUUUGGGGGAAUCAAAAUCUUCGAUGAAAAGACAGGGCUACUACAGCACCACCAUGCAGUUCAUGAAAUUUCAUACAUUGCAAAGGAUAUCACAGACCAUCGAGCAUUUGGAUAUGUAUGUGGAAAGGAGGGAAAUCACAGAUUUGUGGCAAUAAAAACAGCCCAGGCAGCUGAACCUGUAAUUCUGGAUUUGCGAGACCUGUUUCAGCUCAUCUAUGAACUGAAACAAAGGGAAGAAAUGGAAAAAAAGGCACAGAAGGACAAGCAGUGUGAACAAGCGGUAUACCAGGUUCCGACCAGCCAAAAGAAGGAAGGUGUUUAUGAUGUGCCAAAAAGUCAACCUGUAAGUCUGCAGAAUGGAAACUUAUUGCUGGACAUUGAUGAAAAUCUUGUUUCAGUCACUCAGGCUGUUACCCAACUAGAGCUUUUUGGGGACAUGUCCACUCCUCCUGAUGUAACCUCCCCCCCAACUCCUGCUACUCCAGGUGAUGCCUUUAUCCCAUCUUCAUCCCAGUCACUUCCUGCUAGUACAGACAUGUUUGGUUCUGUACCUUUCAGCACUGCUGCCGUACCCUCAGGUUAUGUUGCCAUGGGAGCUGUUCUGCCCUCAUUCUGGGGACAGCAACCACUUGUUCAACAGCAGUUGGCCAUGGGUGCUCAGCCUCCAGUUGCUCAGGUGAUGCAGGGAGGACAGCCGAUAGCAUGGGGCCAACCGGGUAUUUUUCCUCCUACUCAGCAGCCGUGGCAAUCUGUAGCUGGUCAGUUCCAACCAACUGCCUUCAUGCCAACACAAACUGUUAUGCCUUUACAAGCAGCCAUGUUUCAAGGUACCAUUGCUCCUAUAGCUACUGUUCCACCCACAAGUGAUUCCAACAGAUCGAGUCCACAGACAGACAGGCCCAGACAGAAAAUGGGAAAAGAAAUGUUUAAAGAUUUCCAGAUGGCUCAGCCUCCACCAGUGCCAUCAAGAAAACCAGAUCAGCCUUCCCUCAGUUGUACCUCAGAGGCCUUCUCAAGUUACUUUAACAAAGUUGGGAUGGCACAGGAAGCAGAUGAUUGUGAUGACUUUGACAUCUCUCAGUUAAAUUUGACUCCUGUGACUUCCACGACUCCAUCUACAAAUUCACCUCCAACCCCUGCACCCAGACAAAGUUCUCCAUCAAAAUCAUCAGCAUCUCAUACCAGUGAUCCUGCUGCAGAUGACCUCUUUGAAGAGGGGUUUGAAAGCCCAAGCAAAAGUGAGGAGCAAGAGGCUCCUGAUGGGUCUCAGGCCUCAUCCAACAGUGAUCCAUUUGGUGAGCCAACUGCUGAUACUAUAAGUCCACAGCAAUACCUCCUGAGCAUCGGUGCAUCGCCAGUACUGGAAGAGGAAAUUUAUAGAAGCAGAACCUCUCUACGCCCAGAUCAACAGACCUAAGAAAUAGCAUUGUUACAGGCUUGUGGUGCUCCAAGACUCAAGCAACACCCAACAACAUGGCAGGUCUUUGGCUUUCAUGCUUUUUUCCAAUUGAUUUUGUCUGACAAGGAGAGAUGAUUGCCCUCCUGGACUGGCUCUACGAGUGUUCCUGACAUUUUUUUUGGCAACCAAUGGCAGAUUCCUAUGGCAGCACAAAAUAAAAACUCUCCCUGCUUAUCAUACCACAAGUCCAGCCCCAUCCCCACGCGUCAUGGGUAUCCAGACUAGGAAAUCUUACUCCUCGGUCUUCUAAACAUUUGUUAUCUUCUGUAUGCCACAUAUAAAUAAUGAGCAUCUGAAAUUUAUUGAGCAUUAGACAUUCUUUUUCUUUUGAGCAAAAAGCAGAAUCUGUAUGUAGCAGUGGCAUCAUUCAACAGCCUUUUGGGCACAAGUCGGCACUUUUUAUGUCACGGUGACAUGUUCUUCAUCAUCAUUUACAUCAGGCUGAUCCUGAAUUUUUUUUCCCCUGUGUAGACGUAUUUGAACAACAACAACAAAAAAAAUACUGGCAGUGUCAUAUUUUUUUUUAUUUCUUAUUCUGUAGUUUUGUAUAAGGGACAGAUCUAACAGCAAAACGCCUCCUACGGAAAUUAUUCCUCACUUGAAACCACAGAAUAAAACUCGGUUGUUUAUCCAUCCUGACUGGAAAUGUUGCCAAAUGGACCUUUAAGUUCUAGCGCAUCAUGAGGAAGAAAUGCUGCUUUUCUGUUUGAAUACUCAUGUUGUGGGUAGAGAAAGGACAUCGAGUCCCACUGAAGAAAGACAAAAGAGUCAGUAUUUCCUAGGAAAUUCUAAACGAAGUGCAGAAAAGGAAUAUUUUUGUUUCUUCAGUAUCUUGCUGCUGUAAUGCUAUGCAGACAAGUGUUUUCUUCUCUGUGUGCCAUUUUUGAUGAAAAAAAAAUCAUUUGCCAAAUAAUACUGGUAUGAUUCUGGUUUAGGAAUUUGGAUGAAGCAGACUUUACAAAUGGGACAAGGAUGGCAUGGAUUUUGGAAUAACAAACUGAUUCUGUGAUCAAAUUGUUCAUCUUUAUCACUUUUUGUACAUCAGAAAAAUCAAAUGGGAUUUUUAUUUUAUAACUUGAAAAAAAUCUUACUGUUAAACUCUUUAAAUGUUAAAGGGGAAAUGGCUUUAAGGAGUUUGAAUGAAAAUUGCCAGUUUUUUUGUAAAUAUAAAUGUUAUGAAAAAUUCUUUUACUAAUGCCAUUACACAGUAGAGAAGGUAGCAAGUUGCAGCGCUUGGGAGGUGUGGCAAACCCAGGUUGUGGUUCUCACAUCACAUACGUUUUUUCACGUGCUUACGAUAAUGGGCUGAAGCUCAAGUGCAUUUGCCAAAAGCAGUCAGCUUGUCAGCGACUAGUGAAAUUAAUGGGAACACAUGAUUUUAUGAUCUAGUUUUCACACGGACAUACUCCACUUACAAGAAAUCACAUUUCAUUGACAUUCCUUUGCGAUUCCAGAACCUCUGCAUAGAAGUCAUCAAACUGUUUACACACAGAACAAGAGAGUUUAAAACUUCCUUUUUUUACAUUUAUGAAGCAAAAGUGCAGUGUUUGGGUUCGUAUGUUUAGCACAUGAUUUUCAUAAAGAAUCUAUAUAUUUUUGCCCUACAGAGAAUUGUUAUACAGGUCAAAUGUGUUUUCCUGAUGUUCCUAUGCAGUUACAGUAUAUUGAAUUUAGUGGUUUAACACUAAAUAAAAAAAAAAAAAGAAAAAAAAAUGAAAAAAAUGGAAAAAAUAGAAAAAGGAAAAAAGGUUAAAGAAAUCAAAUGAUUAAUCAGUUUUUAGGGUUAUUGUGCAGAUUUUGUUUUUAAAUUGACACACUAGGAUUUACAUUUUUGUCAUGAUUAAAAUAGGCCUGGAGUUAUAAAUAUUUUACUUUCUUUCAUCUCUGUUAUAAGCUAAAAAUGGUUUAGAAGACAGAAUAACCAGGGUGCGAUUGUUGAUAUGUACAACCAAAUCUCACAACAUGAUUCCAGUCUUUUAUUUUGAAUUAGAGAAAUUAGAGAAAUGUGCGUUGCAGAAUGUAUGUGAAUGAAAAAUUAGCUGUGAAUAGACCUAAUGAACCUGCAGAGAAGAGAACUUUUAUCCCCAUUCACGGUCAUUUGAUGCUUAUUCCUUAAGUCAUGUGCAAACAGCUUUGUGGCGAAUCUUAUUUUUCCCAUUAGAAGGAAGAUCAAGUUCUCUAACCGGAGAAGAUGAAUUAAAACUUGGUGGAUUGAGUGUUUCAGGAUUAAAAGCAGAGGUAAAAGUGUUUCUGAAGGACAUUUCUUUAAGAAUAGUUUCCCAGUUUGCACAGUGGUGCUACUUUCUUCCUCACUGGCUCUUUUGGGUUUUGUCCUACAUACAGAGCCACAAAGGCAAUUUUGGUUUAUUAUAGACAUUUGAGGUUUAGUAUUGUCAGUGCAUUUCCAGUUAUGGGGUAAAACGUUGAGGACAAAGAAGAGAUUUAUGUCUCAGAGGAUCCAUUGACGUCAUAUUUGUAGGAAGCAGACCAUUUCUGUAGUCCUUGCAGCGAAUAGGUGCCGAGGGAAUGAGGCUGGGAUUUUAGUGUCUCAUGAGAGACAGCUGGACCAUCACCAUGGACCUUUGUCUUAUCUUUACCAAUGCUCAUAAAUAAAAACGAAUUCUGAA
Molecule: messenger RNA, 5911 nt
Organism: Phalacrocorax carbo (great cormorant)
Lineage: Eukaryota; Metazoa; Chordata; Aves; Suliformes; Phalacrocoracidae
Source: RefSeq, a predicted model, not a curated record